Messenger RNA from Lates calcarifer (barramundi perch), 2747 nucleotides. It is a transcript of the gene hoxa10b, whose product is annotated as homeobox A10b. Gene Ontology annotation, molecular function: RNA polymerase II cis-regulatory region sequence-specific DNA binding; DNA-binding transcription factor activity, RNA polymerase II-specific. The record is from RefSeq and is a predicted model, not a curated record. Gene Ontology annotation, cellular component: nucleus. Bases 1223 to 2272 code for a protein of 349 amino acids. Gene Ontology annotation, biological process: regulation of transcription by RNA polymerase II. NCBI's taxonomy places the organism in Eukaryota, Metazoa, Chordata, Actinopteri, Centropomidae. The transcript has 2 exons.
AUAUAUAUAUAUAUAUAUUUCCCCCAUUGCCUCCAGCUCAGACGUGUAGGCCUGUUGUCUCCACAUGUAAUAAAAAGGACGUCGUCUAUAAAGAGGGAAACGCUCUAAUACAGCAUGUUUUAAAGAAACUAAAUUAAAAACCUUAAAAAUGCACAUUGACUAUUUUAUUCGUGCGUAUAAUGGAUAGUAGGAGGUGUUGAUUUGAGAUUAAGAUUAAAUAGAGUUUAAAAGAAUGGUAACUGUGUGUGUGUAUAGGCCUUGGAGUAAGUGUGUGUGUGUGUGUGUGUGUACGUGUGUGAAUAGAUAGAUAGUAAGUAUGUGGAGACACUAAUACUAAUUCCCAGUGGUUCUCUGAGGAGAUAAUAGCAAGAUUAACAAGUUGUAAUGUAAUCUAUCCUGUAACGAACCAGGUUUUUGCAGCCUUGUCAGUACUUGGCGAUCAUUAAGAAGAAUGUAGCCACGGGGCAUUGUUCAGCUGUGGCGCUUAUUUCACUGAGCCUGCGUGUCACCUUUUCUCUCUCUCUCUCUUUUAAAAUAAACGCUCAACAGAGCCUUUGCAGUAAAAGGUGACUGGACGCAGUCGUGGCAUUAGCACCUACAAUAUUCACACCACAACAAUAUAAGCUGGAAGGGAAUCUAAAGGAAGUGACUUUGUAACUGGUCUGACCAGCAAUGUGGCAAGAUGAAACACUAUGUACACAGCCAGGCUACUGGACAGUCCAUGUGGAUUUUUCUGAAAUAGCCUAAUAAUAAUCAUCAGAGCAGCACAAGAGGGGUUGAGAGUCCCUCGACCCUUUGGAUCUUUUGAUGCACCCGAGCUUCUCAGAGGCACCUCCAGAACCCUUCAUUUUUUACAGUGCUGUAAAACUGGCCAUAAAGCUAUGCAUUGUACAUAAUUGUUAGGGACAGCUUUCAGCAACUGAGUUGUCAAAUAGGGGUUGAUGUUGAAUUUACAUAGGCUGGCUCCGGGGCUCAUAGGUGCUGAUCGAGGCUCACAGUCCCAGAUUCAGAGGAGAUUUAAAGAUUUUACCUUAAACCCCUCUGAUGCACCACUUUCCCCCCACAGUUUUCUCUUUACUUAGCCUAAAACAAAAUAUAUGACACAGUGGAGCUGCCUGCUCGGACUGGGAGGAGUCUGUAGUCGCCUGGUGUUUUAAUUGGCUGCAGGCUACAGUGAGAAGCGUGAGUAUCAGUAAUUAUUCAGCAAUGUUUUGCACAAGAAAUGUCAGCCAGAAAGGGCUAUCUUCAUCCUCCGUCAAAUUAUACCACAACGAUGACAUGCCCCAACAACCAAGCUGGAAAUUCGUUUUUCGUGGACUCUUUAAUCAACGUGAGAACCGACAGUGGUUCGUAUUACCAGAGUAACGGCGUGUAUUUGCCACCGGCGUCGGAAUAUUCAUAUGGACUCUCCGGUGGCUCUUGUUUUCCGGGGAUCGGUAAGCGCAACGAGCCAAGCACCCAAAGCGUGAUCCCUUCUUCUGCUCCGUAUGUUCAAGGAAUGGAAACGUGGCUGGAAACGUCGAGAUCCUGCCGGGUGGAUCAGCCCAGCGGCCAGCACAUGGCUCAGUGUUCCUUCUCGCCGAGUAUAAAAGAGGAGAGCGCAUAUUGCCUUUAUGAGUCUGACAAAUGUCCUAAAGGAGCGACAGUAGAUGACAUUUCCUACUCCACCGCAUCGUGCCCGGUUACCGGCAGCACCGUACCGGUCCCCGGCUACUUCCGCCUGUCUCAGACGUACACGUCCUCCAGGCUUUACCAUGAUGUCCAGCCAAACAUGAAUCACUUUACUCUGCAGCGACCUGCCCGUUUGGACAGCCAGCCCUCCCAGCCGCCGACUGCCUCCGCGGAGCCCGAGCGGACUGAGAGCCACGAGGAGGCGCCCAUCCCUGCGCCCUGCGCCCCGGCCAGAGAGGAGGACAGCCGCCUCUCCUCGGAAAGCUCAUCCUCCCCCGAGCCCGCUGAGACGUGCGGUGCGGAGUGUCCAGAAAAGCCCGUCAAAGGAGAUGGGAAAAUGGAGAGUACGGCUAAUUGGCUCACAGCAAAGAGUGGCCGAAAGAAGCGCUGCCCCUACACCAAGCACCAGACUCUGGAGCUGGAGAAGGAGUUUCUCUUCAACAUGUACUUGACUAGGGAGCGUCGUCUGGAGAUCAGCCGCAGUGUGCACCUCACUGACAGGCAAGUCAAAAUCUGGUUCCAAAACAGGAGGAUGAAACUGAAAAAAAUGAGCCGGGAGAAUAGGAUCCGAGAGCUCUCCAGCAACUUCAGUUUCUCAUGAGACUGUCUGCGUCUUUGGCGCCCUCCUCCAUCCAUGGCAAGGGCGCCUGUGCAGAGCCCCCCACCCCACCCCACCCCCCACCCUCCAACACCCCCUACACCCAACUGUGAGAAUGUCCAUGGAAAAUAGGACCCUACUGCUAACUUAUUGAUUGUUGUUCUUUCGAAAAUGUUAUUUUCACGUCUGUUUAAUUUGUCGUGGAUAUGUAUUUAUAAAUGGCUACAUUUGUAACGUUGAUCCAUUGUGUUUAAAAAUGUUCAGAAUGUGACCACAAUGUUUCAGAGCUUCAGGCUUGUACAUAUUGUGUAUUCAACCUGAGUGAACCAUUGGAAUUUGCAUGCUGGACUAACCCUUGGGAUACUUGUGUUCCAGUUACACGUAGGCCUUUAUGUGACAGCUAAAGAGCCCAAGAGGUUUCAUGAAUAUUUGCACAUUUUUUGCUGGUCAAAUUAAUAAAACGAUCCCUGCAACUGCA